UGCAAACAGAUCUGUGACCUGGACAAACAUCACUCCUCUGUCGGCUAAGGUCACAGAGCAGGAUUGCGUGAUGAAGGGCGACUGCGGGUAACUUUGAUCGGUGGGGCUCCCGUGCCCUGGCCGCCGGAGCGGCACCGAGCUGCCCACCAGCCGUGUGAGGCCCGGCUCCCUCCCCGCGGGGAGAACGUGCCAAGGUUCUGGCCUUCUGCCGCGCCCGCAGAUGGACUUGCGGGCACAGAGAGCGGGUGGAAGGGCCGCGUUCGUCUUGGCAGAGGAGGCUGACUGCUGAGCCAGGGCGUGUCUACAGGAGGCUGCCAGCUGCCCGGAUCCCCGCCUCGCCGCCAUGGGCCGCCCAGGCUGACCAGCCAGUUCUUGCUGGAGGCUCCUGGCGGCACCGGGGAGACCAUGCCCAGGCCCCCAGACUGCCUGCUGGGGCUGCUCCGGGGCACCCCGAGCCAGCGGGGCUGCACCCUCUUCCUCAUCAGCUUCAACUUCAUGUGCUUGGUCUCCGUCAUGAUCUACUGGCACAUCGCGGGGGAGCCCGGGAGCCAAGCACAGCUCUCUAACCUGCCGGUCGACAUCCCCUGCCCCCACCUGGAGCCCCCCAGGCGGCCCUCCGGCACCCCACCUCCGGGCAACAUCUUCUUCCUGGAGACCUCCGACCGGACCAACCCCAACUUCCUGUUCAUGUGCUCCGUGGAGUCGGCCGCCCGGGCGCACCCCGAGUGGCAGGUGACGGUGCUGAUGAAGGGGCUGCGUGGCCGCAACGGCUCCCUCCCGCACCACCUGGGCCUGUCGCUGCUACUUAAAUAAGUGCUGUCCGACGCCGCCCGGCUGGCGCUCAUGUGGAAGUUCGGGGGCAUCUACCUGGACACGGACUUCAUCGUCCUCAAGAACCUGGGGAACCUGACCAACACGCUGGGCACCCAGUCCCGCUACGUCCUCAACGGCGCCUUCCUGGCCUUCGAGCGCCACCAUGAGUUCGUGGCGCUGUGCAUGCGGGACUUCGUGGCCCACUACAACGGCUGGAUCUGGGGCCACCAGGGCCCGCAGCUCCUCACGCGGGUCUUCAAGAAGUGGUGCUCCAUCCGCAGCCUGGGCGAGAGCCACGCCUGCCGCGGCGUGCGCGCCCUGCCCUGCGAGGCCUUCUACCCCAUCCCCUGGCAGGACUGGAAGAAGUACUUCGAGGAGAUCAGCCCCGAGGAGCUGCCCCGGCUGCUCAACGCCACCUACGCCGUCCACGUGUGGAACAAGAAGAGCCAGGGCACGCGCCUCGAGGCCACGUCCCGGGCGCUGCUGGCCCAGCUGCACGCCCGCUACUGCCCCACGACGCACGAGGCCAUGAAGAUGUACUUGUGAGGGGCCUGCCGGGCUGGAGAAGGGCCCCGGCCUCCCUUCCUGGGGGGAGGGGGCAAGAUGAGGGGCGAAGGGUUAUUGCAGGACUUGCUGC
Molecule: messenger RNA, 1450 nt
Organism: Myotis davidii
Lineage: Eukaryota; Metazoa; Chordata; Mammalia; Chiroptera; Vespertilionidae
Gene: A4GALT
Product: alpha 1,4-galactosyltransferase
Biological process (GO): protein O-linked glycosylation
Molecular function (GO): acetylglucosaminyltransferase activity
Source: RefSeq, a predicted model, not a curated record